Protopterus annectens (West African lungfish) is the source of this 2957-nucleotide messenger RNA. RefSeq names its product tubulin tyrosine ligase like 6 (gene TTLL6). The record is from RefSeq and is a predicted model, not a curated record. NCBI's taxonomy places the organism in Eukaryota, Metazoa, Chordata, Ceratodontiformes, Protopteridae. Gene Ontology annotation, biological process: microtubule cytoskeleton organization; protein polyglutamylation. Gene Ontology annotation, molecular function: tubulin binding; tubulin-glutamic acid ligase activity. Bases 1 to 2355 code for a protein of 784 amino acids. The transcript has 13 exons. Gene Ontology annotation, cellular component: cilium.
AUGUUUUAUGUUUUAGUUAGGAGGGCAGCUAGAAGAUAUGGUCUGAGAGAGGCAAUGGAGAAUGACGAGUGGACAGUAUACUGGAGUGACUGCUCAGUGUCCCUUGAAAGGGUGAUGCACAUGAAACAGUACCAGAAAAUCAACCAUUUUCCUGGUAUGAGCGAGAUCUGCAGGAAGGAUCUGUUGGCGAGAAAUAUGAACAGGAUGGCAAAGCUAUUUCCUAAGGAAUAUAACAUUUUCCCUAAGACCUGGUGUCUGCCUGCAGACUAUGGUGACUUUCAGGCAUACAUCAGGGUGAAGAAACAUAAAACCUAUAUCUGUAAACCAGAUUCAGGAUGUCAGGGUCGGGGCAUCUUUGUUACAAAGUCAACAAAAGACAUUAAGGCUGGAGAAGACAUGAUCUGUCAGGUGUAUAUUUCAAAGCCUUUUCUCAUUGAUGAGUUCAAGUUUGACCUGCGUAUUUAUGUGCUGGUAACAUCGUGUGAUCCACUAAGGGUGUUCAUGUACAAUGAAGGGCUUGCACGAUUCGCUACAAUGAAAUAUUCUGAUCCAUCACAUAACAAUGUGGAUGAUGCUUGUAUGCACUUGACAAACUAUGCCAUUAAUAAGCACAGCGAGAACUUCAUACGUGACGAGGACCAGGGAAGCAAAAGGAAGCUUUCAACUUUCAAUAAUUACAUGGAGGCCACUGGUUAUGACACCAAGACAAUGUGGGAAAGCAUUCAAGAUGUCAUCAUUAAAGUUUUGAUUGCCGCCCAUCCAGUACUGAAGCAUAAUUACUCCACCUGCUUCCCCAACCAUGUGACCGGCAGUGCCUGCUUUGAGAUUCUAGGCUUUGACAUCCUGUUGGAUCGUAAACUCAAACCCUGGAUACUGGAGGUCAACCACUCACCAAGCUUCACCACAGAUUCCAAAUUAGAUCGAGAAGUAAAAGACAGUUUGCUGUAUGACACACUUGUUCUAAUAAACCUGGGCGCCUGUGAUCGGAAGAAGUUUAUGGAGGAAGAGAAACGUAGAGCAAAGGAGAGGUUGCUUCACCAGACCAAAUCUAGGGAUGCAAGAAAUGAAGAUCAUAAGAAUUCCCAGGCAGCCUGGCUUGAACAGGCAGACAAAUAUGAAGAAGAAAAUAUGGGUGGAUAUAUAAAGAUUUUUCCCAAAGACAAUGUUGAAAAGUAUGAGAAAUACUUCAAUCACAGCAGAUCACUUUGUCAGGAGACUGCAGCAUCAAAGGCAAGAGAGGAGUGUGCCAGGCAGCAAAUCCAAGGACUGCGUCUCAAACAGGAGCAGAAGGAGGCUGUAUUGAAAGGAAAGAGGCCUGACCUACAGGGGGAAUCAGCUGGUGAGAAGGUCAGACGUUUCAGAGUAAAACAGAAUGCAGAGAACAGUCCUAAUAGCUUUCUGUCUUUAAGGUUACCACCACACCAACCUUCUCCACCAGUGGCCUCUCCCCAGACAGAUGAACCAACUAGUUAUACCGAAGCAGAAGAAGCAGAACGCCUUCAUGGUUUACUGCAGCGGGAGCAGCUUAUCCGUGACUUAGGUGUCAUUGAUCGUGUCUACGAUCUGUUGGAAGGAACCGUGAACAGCAGGAAGGACCAGAGACUGAGUGAAGAGCAGCACCAUCAGGAGAGCAAUUCUCCCACGAUCCUGCAUGACAGAAGUGUGCUUAAAGCCACUAAAGAUUUUGCCAACACAUUUAAUAACCAUAGCAACUCAUCUCUACAAGUACACCACCCCAUUUCUGAAACCCUCACGUUGGGCUCCUCUCCAUUGUAUAAGCCGCUUUCUGGUAUCAUUGAGUUGGCUAUACAGAAUUCAUCAAGCUUUGGAUGGCAGGAAUACUCCCUUUCCAAAUAUACUACUGAAGGACCUCAGGUGGGAGUUGGCACUUUAAAUGCCAGGCCUUGUACAGUUCAGCGAUUAGGACACAUGAGUAACUGUGAGCGGAACCGUGUUGAGUUAGACUCAAAUGUGAAACUACUCAUCCGAAGUGAAUCCAUUGGGAAAAAUAAGCCUCCAUCAUUUGAAGAAACUUUAUCUUCACAAAGUAAACUGCAGAGAAAUGCCUAUACUUCCUGGAAUCCACGCAUGUUUUCAGGCAGAAAUGGCCGGAAGAUACUUAAUGCAUUAUCAGACAAGCAUCAGGGAAUCAAGGCCAGUGGUGGUCAGUCGUUCAGCAGUCCAUUAUCUGCUCAGAUACAGGCUUCCAAAGUGAAGGCAGUCCCCGAUCUCUACGUCAUCUCCUCACCUGCUCCUAUCGUUAACAGACCUGGAAUGAACAACCCACCAAAGAGCAGCAUCCAGAGAGCAACAAACAUUGAACUGGACAGGGUUGGAAGAUUACCAACUAGAUAAUGCCAACACAAUCAACCAAACUCUACUUCUUAACCACGAAGUGCCUUGAUAUUCAAAACUACGGCUUUGGGAAAAUGAAUGGUACUUUUAAUGAGCCAAAAGGGUAUCUUUCUGCGUGCUCCAAAUCUUUAAUCACUGUCCUUAUUUAAAAUGUAUAUAGAUUUGUAACUUAAAGACGAAUUUCAGUCUUUCUGUGCCAACCAAAGCAAUAAGCCAAGCACCUGAUUUUAUAAUUUGUUCUUCUAGAAGUCAUCAGAAUGCACUUUGUUCAGAGAAUUCUGGUUUUAGCCAUGUUAAAUGUCUUGUUAUUAUUCUCAGACCAUAAAAGAUGUGCAUGUCAACUUUUGCAAAGUGUAUUCUUUCCCGUAGGGCAGUAAUCAGCAGUUUAAGUUUGUUAGGAUUAUUUGUAUUAACUUCCCUGGGAUUUUUGAUUGUAUGUCAGGGUUGUUCUUUAUUUCUGAACCUUAUUAAUUCACCAAGCUUUAUGUGGGAUCAUGGGCAUUUCAUUGUGAAAACAUUUGUACUCUUGUUUUUUUUUAACUAAGUUAUUUAACACAAAACCUAUCCAAUAGCAAAAUAAUUAAAGCAUGCAGCCAAAAUAA